GCUUCUAUUAUUAGUCACCGGUCAGCUAGAGCCAUCAAUGAGUACUAUCCAUGAACUAGCCGAUACAGACUGUAAAGUGGUAACGAUAGAAGGCGUAAACAUGUAUAUAUACAGCUUCCUCCUGUGGUCUGAUGUAUACCAUAACUUCACACUUGUAACCAUUUCGCAGUCACUCAUCUCUCAACGAGACAUCGUAUCACUCUUUUUGCGAAGUUAUCGUGUCACUCAUUACAUUCCCCUUUAUUUCCUGUUCGUUUCCUGUGCGAGCGUACCAUGGGUCUAUCUAAAUCCAUAUGGGCAAAACUGGCCUUGAUCGCAAUCGCGCAGGCUAGCCCAAUCACUCAGGACCUUGGCGAAGUUGACGAAAGCGCACAGAACUGCGGGCUCAAAGCUUUCGAGCCCAAGUCAUGGGCGGAAAGUGGUGCUGAGAAAUUCCUCGGCGAAUGGCUCGACAAGAAUGGCCCAGAUAAUUGGCUUCAAGCUAUCAGCGAUGCUGAGAUGGGGCCUAAUACCAUUGCAAUCGAUUGUGCACACACGAGCUCCAAUAAUUGCAGAGCGCCAGAAAGUCCUGCAAACUGUGACAAAUACGAAUACUACUUCAUUCGUAUCAUGGCCUCUCAGAUAAACGCCCAAUUCAAGAAUCUUCAAGAUAACCUUCAGGUUCAGACCAUCAAGGAUGCUCUUAAGGUAGACACUAUAAUCAAAGACUUUGAUGUUCUCAAGCCUCCAGAAGGACAAAAGGUGGGCGACCUGCUGAACAACAUUGCCAUUGGGCCCUCCAUUCUAUCUGCAAUCUUCAGCUUCGCACCAGGCGGAGCAGUCGCAUCGGGAAUUUUCUCACUGAUUGGUGCUGCUAUUACCGCUACAGCUCAAAACCUAGAAGAGGACAAGCCAGAGAUCCCCGAGUACAAUGAUCUUGCAUCUGUGAUGAAUGACCGUCUCGGUGGCUUCUUCAGCGAUACCCAAUCCAUGUUGGAGAAAACCCUCCUGGCCAUCUUCGGGGACAGUAGCAUGCCCCGAGAUGGUUCUACCAAGCUCGUGCGCGAUAUGGUUGGGCGAAUGUCUGGCAUCGGUGUUGAGAACCUAACCAAAGAUGCCAUUUCUCCCAUUGCUGAACUGCUGAAAGGCGGCGAGUGGCUUAGUCCAGUACAGAACGGACACAUAGACGAAGCAAUGGAAAAAGCCUUCGCUACGACCCGUCAAGGCCUCAUCGGCAACCUUCUUGCAACCUUACAGGUGUAUGUCGAACAGGAGAUGCCUGCAUAUAACGAGGGCCUGGUCCAGCCAUGUACCGCACUCGGCACCUUGAUGGAAGGCAACUCAUGCCACGUAAUCAAGCAUCGCCCAUUCGAGGGAACCCGGGAGCGCGUGCCCCUGGAGGAGAAAUAUCUCAAGCUCAUGGGAGACUACGGCAUCGAUCUCCACACUCUGAUCCGCAACACGCGCGACUGCAACAAUGGCAAAGCCGAUACCGCGCAGAUCCUCACCGAUGGCUCCUACCCGCUCUGCUUCUUCGGCAUGAACUUUGCCCAACGUGUCCAUGAGAAAGACUGGGAUUUCCAGAGAGCCGUGUCCCCAUUCUCAUGUCUCUCCAAAUACCAGAAUCAGAAGAGAGUGCCCGGCUGGAUUACCGAUGACCGGUCCCACUGUGACAACGAGAUUCCGAAAUGGAAGCCCUGCAAAGUUACGUUUGAAGAGACGGCUUAUUGGACCGAGGGUGGCCUUGAUCGCUACAGAAUGGGCAUGGUCGGCGAUAAUAUCGACAUAGCACCGAUUUGCCCGUAUGCAUACGACAAUCGAAGGUGUGCUUUCGCGUCGAACCGGCAAUGCUACUUCAACGAAGAGCUGAAGAAGUGGGUCUUUGACGUCAACUUUCCCAAGGGUUCUCAUGGCCACGGCCAAUAUUUGGAGUGCAGAGACAGCAUACGCACUAAAUACGCCAAAGACAAUCGGUGUCAGAUUGGCUGAGGCUGCGGCUAAGGCUUCAUACUAUGGAUGUGUAAGAUGGUAAUCAGAUUGAUUUAUCUGUUGUGAAAAGUCUGUAUAGUAGUAUAGAAUGUAGAACUUGAUAAUUGUUAUUUUCCUAGAAGACCUCGUUAAUCUGUCUAGUUUGUUUCAUGUUUG
Messenger RNA from Pseudovirgaria hyperparasitica, 2124 nucleotides. RefSeq lists its product as uncharacterized. The record is from RefSeq and is a predicted model, not a curated record. Bases 274 to 1968 code for a protein of 564 amino acids. The transcript has 6 exons. NCBI's taxonomy places the organism in Eukaryota, Fungi, Ascomycota, Dothideomycetes, Acrospermales, Acrospermaceae.